Epithele typhae is the source of this 696-nucleotide messenger RNA. RefSeq lists its product as uncharacterized. Gene Ontology annotation, molecular function: acyltransferase activity, transferring groups other than amino-acyl groups. The coding region runs from base 1 to 696 and encodes 231 amino acids. The record is from RefSeq and is a predicted model, not a curated record. Lineage: Eukaryota; Fungi; Basidiomycota; Agaricomycetes; Polyporales; Epitheliaceae. The transcript is spliced from 7 exons.
AUGUCUCUCCCAUCAUCCAACAUCGUCUUCGAGCGAGUCGAGGCUCCGACAGAGACACUAGCACAAGACGCGGCGGACAUCAUGGUUCCCCUCGUGAAGGAUGGCCAGUACUGCCAGAAAAUCUUUUGCGCGCUCACCGGAGGCGACCUAACGCGCCUCCCCAGCCUCGUCAAGCUGUUGAUACGCCCCAUCACCCUCGUCGCCGGCGUCGGCCAUAUCUACAUCGCCCGCGAUGAGUCCGGCACGCUCGUGGGCUUCUUGCUAUUCACUCUUCCGGGGCAGCUCGUGAUCGAAGAGCAGCGUCAGAUGGGCAUGUACGAAUACGUCGCCGAGCUGCCGGAAGAUGCCAAGGAAUACUUCCUACAGGCCAACACGGUCGACCUGCCGAAGCUCAACGAUGAGAUUUUCGGGACCAAAGAGACCGAGCGCAGCACGUACUGGUGCAACUUUGCCAUGAUCCACGCGGAUUACCAGAGGAAGGGUCUCGCGACGCGCAUGUUCCAAAUGGCGUUCGAAGAGGCAGCCAACAGAGGAGCCAACGUUGGGCUCACUGCGACGAAGGCCUCAAACGUCGAAGUCUACGAGAAGAUAGGGUUCACCUUCCGCGGUGAUAGGACCCUCCAUUCUCCAUGGUGCGACUGGGGCAUUUGGGGUAUGUUCAAGGACCCGAAGGCCGAGGCAGUGGUUGAGGCUUGA